AUGAGUGGAAUGCCGAGUCGAAAUACCAGUACGACAUCAACAUCAACAUCAACAACAAGUGUUACAACAGUGACCGUAUUAGUGAAACCCGCAAACAUUAAUCUACCACUGGUUAUAGGCUUAUCAUUAUUGGCUCUUUUAAUGGUUUUAGCAUUAUGUUGCUGCUGUUGUUAUUGGUGGUUUUGUAGUGCUGCUGCUCGUCGCCGUCGUCGUCGCAAAAAAGAAGAAGAAGAAGAAGAAAAACUUCGACAACAAUAUUUGCUACGUCAGCAUUCCCCGCCUCCUCCUUACAGUUCCAAUACGCCUUCACCAGUCCCAACGUUGAUAAAACGUCGUCAUCCAAAAAGGACCAUUGGUAAAGCAAGUCAAAGUCAUCUGACAUAUGAAUUAACUGAUUUAGACACCGCCACAAGUAGACACAAUGAUUCAACAACUGUUACAACACUCGAUAGUUCAGUAUUAGCUGAUAUACAUUUGAGUGUAUUCAGUCUAAGAGAAAGGGAACCAAGUACACUUGGCAUUGUUAAAAUAAGUCGAAUAAGUAGACUAGAUCAACAUAUAAAACCACCGGUUGAAGAUGAUGUAGCAUCUGAAAUUCAUCUUCCUUCAGAAACAGCUCGAAAACGUCCAAUUAGUGUGACUAAACUGCCACGUGGAAAGUCGGCUAUGUCAUCAGAUAAUCGCUUCAUAGGUAUGUCAGGAGCUUCUUCUGGAAGAAAACGGAGUAAUACACUUCCACCUUCAAAUGAGGCCGACAAAUUAGGUGGAGUGGAGGGUCGAGAAAACCAAAUUAGCGUCAUAAAGUUACCACGAGGCAAAUCAGCUUUCUCAACUCAUACUCAUAUUAUUGAUGCACCAAAAUCAGCUGAAAGUACGCCAGGAAAACGCAGUACCAUGCUGCCAUUGUAUGAAAUUCGAAAAUCAAGAGGAGACAGUGCCGGCAGUGUUCUUAAGUUGAAACAAACUGCUCAUGAAAAUUCGAAAUCUUCUUCAACAGUAAAUGAUCAGUCUGCUUCAGUAGAAGACGUCUCACUCCAACAACAACAAAGAAAAAGCACAGCUGUUAGUGUUAUGAAAGUGAAACGAUCAAUAUCUUCAACUGGACCGAAAAUAAUAAACCCCAUAGAAAAUUUGGUGUCUUUCGAUGUUGAAGCAAAACAAGCUAAUGUAUCUGAACCAAGUUCAAAUCAACGAAAAAUUACUUCAAUCAACGAUUCAAGUGUAACUGUAGUUAAAUUGUCUCGUUUAACUCAAUCUGCUGUUCCAGUUCAUUCUUCACCAUCACCACCAACAACAGUAGUUUCUAAUACUGAAAUAUAA
Molecule: messenger RNA, 1320 nt
Organism: Didymodactylos carnosus
Lineage: Eukaryota; Metazoa; Rotifera; Eurotatoria; Philodinida; Philodinidae
Source: the annotation of a GenBank genome assembly